Castor canadensis (American beaver) is the source of this 2603-nucleotide messenger RNA. RefSeq names its product DNA polymerase nu (gene Poln). Gene Ontology annotation, molecular function: DNA-directed DNA polymerase activity; DNA binding. NCBI's taxonomy places the organism in Eukaryota, Metazoa, Chordata, Mammalia, Rodentia, Castoridae. The record is from RefSeq and is a predicted model, not a curated record. Gene Ontology annotation, biological process: DNA-templated DNA replication; double-strand break repair.
AAAUGGAAAAUUGUGAGGCUUAUGUAGGCUUUGAUCUCUGUGAUACCCCACUCUCCAGUGUUGCUCAGAAGAUUAUGUCUGCUAUGCAUUCAGGUGAUUUAGUGGAGUCUGAGAAUUGGGGAGAGAGUGCAAAGACUGCAAAAGUGAUAAACAAAUCCAGUGUUGGGUAUUCAGUACUACUUGAAGAUGGGAAGAAUCAAUUACUAGAAAUAAAGAAUCCUAAUUCUUUGUCAAGCCAGACAUCAGGAGGGUCCAUCAUGCUGUCUUCUCAGUCCUCCACUGUGGGGCUCUCAGGGCAGCCAUCUGCUGACCAAAUGCGGAAGAGCACCAGCUCGCUGAUGGUUUCUGGCUGUGUAAUUCCACAGUGUGAUCAGGAGGUUUCAGUUUUACAGAAACUGGAGCAUAAGAGAAAGCAUUUCCUAAAGGCAAAUAUAAAUAAGGAAAAUAAGGAAAGCAUGCGUCUUAAAAGAAAACAUAUUGCAUGUAGUAAUUCAUCGGAUAAAACAAGUAAACACGUGGCAUUGGGAGAAGAUGCUGAUGAGGCUGGAACAUUUCUAAACUCUAGGCACUCAAGAGCAUUUAAAAACCAGUUUUGUGAUAUUCGGAAUUUGGAUGAUUUGGCCAAAAGCCAGUUGAUGGAAAUGCUAACGCAGGCAGCAGCCCUGGUAGUGACUCUGAUAUAUAAAGAUGGCUCCACCCAGCUAAGAGCUAACCAGGCUACAACUUCCUCUGUUAAAGGAAUUGUGAUGUUACUCAAGAGCCGUAUGGAAGACAGCAGUGACCCUCUGGACCCAGCCUGUGGCGGUGCUCCAGAGGAGGUCUGCGUGUCCCCAGAUAGGUGUGUCUACAUACAAACAGAACAGUCCUCUUCCUGUGGCCCAGAACAAGAAGCCCACAGUCUAUUUGCCAGGAACAUACUGUUUCAGACUCUGAGAUGCAAAUGCCCUGUUGUCUGUUUCAAUGCUAAGGACUUUGUGAGAACAGUGUUGCAGUUCUUUGGUGAUGGUGGCAGUUGGAAGCAUGUUGCUGGUUUUGUAGGGCUAGACCCUAGAAUUGCUGCAUGGCUCAUAGAUCCCAGUGAUGCUGCACCUUCUUUUGAGGACUUAGUAGCAAAGCACCUUGAAAAGUCUAUCAUAGUCAAAGUGAGCAGCAUGUGCAGAAACUCCUCAACAAGUAUGAAUUGGAAUAUACAGGUGAACCUGAGGAUACUCUACAGACUCACGAUGGGACUUUGCUCCAAGUUGAAGGCUUAUGGUUUAUGGCAACUAUUUUGUACUUUGGAGCUUCCUUUGAUACCAAUUUUGGCAGUGAUGGAAAACCACAGGAUUCAGGUGAACAAAGCAGAAAUGGAGAAGACAUCAGCACUUCUUGGGGCUCGCCUCAAGGAACUGGAGCAAGAAGCCCAUUUUGUUGCAGGAGAGCAGUUUCUUAUAAUGAGUAAUAAUCAGCUUCGUGAGAUCCUCUUUGGGAAGUUAAAGCUACACCUGUUGAGUCAGAAGCAUCUUCCCAGAACAGGGCUGCAGCAGUACCCAUCCACAUCAGAGACCGUGUUAAAUUCCCUGCGAGACCUUCAUCCAUUACCCAAGAUAAUUUCGGAAUAUAGACAGGUUCACAAGAUCAAAUCAACCUUUGUAGACGGAUUACUAGCCUAUAUGGAAAAGGACUCCAUUUCUUCAACAUGGAAUCAGACUGGAACUGUGACCGGAAGACUUUCAGCCAAGCAUCCUAAUAUCCAAGGUAUCUCUAAGCACCCAAUUCAGAUUACUAAACCUCAAAUUUUUAAAGGUAAAGAAGAGGAGACCCUCACCAUCUCCCCAAGGACCCUGUUUGUUUCCUCUGAAGGCCACACCUUUCUGGCAGCAGACUUUUCACAGAUCGAAUUGCGCAUUCUUGCACAUUUAUCUGGGGAUCCAGAACUUUUGAAGUUAUUCCAGGAAUCUGAAAGAGAUGAUGUAUUUUCUAUCCUGACUUCACAGUGGAAGGACAUCCCCAUGGAGCACGUGACACACGUGGACAGAGAGCAGACCAAGAAGGUGGUGUACUCGAUUGUCUAUGGAGCAGGGAAGGAGCGACUUGCAGCUUGCCUUGGAGUUACUGUUCAGGAAGCCACCUGCUUUUUGGAGAGUUUUUUGCAGAAGUACAAGAAAAUCAAGGACUUUGCCAAAGCAGCUAUUGCCCAGUGUCAACAUACAGGCUAUGUGACAUCCAUUAUGGGCAGGAGAAGGCCACUGCCUAAGAUCUGUGCACAGGACCAGCAGCUCCGGGCACAAGCAGAGCGACAGGCAGUGAACUUCAUGGUACAAGGCUCUGCUGCAGACCUCUGUAAGAUGGCCAUGAUCCGAAUCUUCACUGCAGUGGCCACUUCCCCGACCCUGACGGCCAGGUUGGUUGCCCAAAUCCACGAUGAGCUGCUAUUUGAAGUGGAGGAUACACAGAUUCAUGAGUUUGCAGCUCUUGUCAGGGUGACCAUGGAGUCCUUGCAGCAGAUUCAGACCCCAGAGCUACAGCUGCAGGUGCCCCUAAAGGUGAGCCUAAGUGCCGGUUGCUCCUGGGGACACCUGGCUCCACUGAAGAAGGCCCUGGUCCUGGGGUCCUGGGCCUGA